This is a messenger RNA of Durio zibethinus, 2996 nucleotides long. Lineage: Eukaryota; Viridiplantae; Streptophyta; Magnoliopsida; Malvales; Malvaceae. The record is from RefSeq and is a predicted model, not a curated record.
CCUUCAAUUAUUUCUUACAAUAAUAUUAGCUUUAAUACCUCCAUCAACUUCCUCCUCUCUCAUUCGCAGCCAAUCUGCCAUGAUUUUUAUGCUGCAGCUCUCCUCCAUGACUUUGUUUUCGAGGCGCAGCAAUUGUCAUGGAGCCAAUAUGGCACAAUCAACCCGUUUCUCAAGUUGGAGUACAAGAGGACCAUCGAUACCGUACCAAUACUCCCUUUGCAAAAGAAAUAUUAUUAAUUCUGAAAUAAAAAACUUCAAUGGAAGAAGGUUUAAGAGAGAGAGGGUGAAAGAGAGAAAUGAGUUGGGCCGGUUCCUAUCGGAUGACCCAUCCCAACUACAAAAUACGGCUAAUUGGUAUGCCCAAUCCAACUGCCUAAUCUAACGCUCCUCCUGUCAUCGGAAUCUCUGCUAACCUGCCUUUACCAAAAUCAAAUCCUUCCCUUUCUUUCGCGCAAUAACGCUUCAGUACUGAUUGUUACUGUUACCAAGAUUUCCCGGGAAGAAACUGACGUUAACCAAAUGCUGUUAAAAAUCUCACUUAAAAAUAAAAACUACGAAUGUAUUUAAAAAACACUUUUAACGUUUUCCGUCACCAAAAAGGAAACCAAAAGAGAAAAUCUUCCCCCAAGCAAUAACUUGUCUUCAACCUCUCGUUCAUUCGCCAUUGAUUAUCAAUAGUUAUCUAUGGACGAUCCCACGUUAAGCAAUCAACGUAACCAAUCUACUCGGUCAACUCCUCGUCUCAACCUCCCGUCGAGAAUGUCCGACUAUUCCCUCCAUCUCGAAAACCUUCCGGCUUGGACAAUGCACAUCAACCGUAUGAUCAACUCCAACUACAACCGCUCUCCGUCGCGCACAAUAUUCUCCGAUAGGUUCAUCCCCAGCAGAUCUGGCUCUAAUUUCGCCCUAUUCGACAUCUCAAAUUCUCCCACGUCAGCCGAAGGAAAAGAAGACGGUCCCGGUACUUAUAACAGCCUUUUACGCGCCGCACUGUUCGGGCCCAAUACGCCGGACAAGAAGGACCCAUCGGGCCUACCGGCCUUUCGGAACAUUUUCCGGUACAAAACUGAAACUAAACGGUCAUUACAUUCGCUGUCACCUUUCGGGCUCGACGAGUCGGUCCACGGGAUUAGCCAUAGCCCCGUUAAAGCUCCCAGGAAAGUUCCCAGGUCACCUUACAAGGUUUUGGAUGCACCUGCAUUGCAAGAUGAUUUUUAUUUGAAUUUGGUGGAUUGGUCUUCGAAUAAUGUGUUGGCGGUGGGGUUGGGGAACUGUGUUUAUUUGUGGAAUGCUUGUAGUAGUAAGGUUACAAAGUUGUGUGAUUUGGGCAUUGAUAAUAGUGUAUGUUCAGUUGGUUGGGCUCAACGCGGAACUCAUCUUGCUGUUGGGACUACCAACGGCAAAGUUCAGAUUUGGGAUGCAUCUCGCUGCCUGAGGGUAAGAACAAUGGAGGGGCAUUGUUUACGUGUUGGGGCCUUAGCUUGGAGCUCUUCUUUAUUAACUUCUGGUAGUCGUGAUAAGAGCAUUCUUCAAAGAGAUAUACGUGCUCAGGUUGAUUUUGUUAGUAAACUCUCUGGACACAAGUCAGAGGUUUGUGGACUGAAGUGGUCUUAUGAUAACCGUGAACUAGCAUCAGGCGGGAAUGACAACAAACUUUUUGUUUGGAAUCAACAUUCCACUCAACCUUUCCUGAAAUACUGUGAGCAUACCGCUGCUGUAAAAGCAAUUGCAUGGUCUCCCCAUCUGUAUGGGCUACUUGCAUCUGGAGGUGGUACAGCUGAUCAAUGUAUUCGAUUCUGGAAUACAACCACUAACACACACUUGAGUUGCAUGCACACUGGCAGUCAGGUAUGCAAUCUUGUGUGGUCUAAGAAUGUCAAUGAACUCGUCAGCACUCAUGGAUACUCCCAAAACCAGAUAAUUGUUUGGAGAUACCCUACAAUGUCAAAGUUGGCUACUCUUACGGGCCACACAUACAGAGUUCUUUAUCUUGCAAUCUCACCUGAUGGACAGACGAUAGUUACUGGAGCUGGAGAUGAGACGCUAAGGUUUUGGAAUGUGUUCCCUUCCCCUAAAUCUCAGGUAAUGACACUUGGAUUCCAGGCUAUCUGGACUGGAUAUCUUUAUCUUUUCCACAAAUUGUAUAGUCUUACUUUUUUUCUGAUCAUUUUAGUUUGACAUUGGUUUUAUGUCAAUCUAACUUUUUUCUUGAUACCCAUUCUCUGGAUUUUCCCUCCAGUAUAUAAAUUUACUACUAUUUAUUUGUUGGGAGUUUAAAUAGUUUCAUGUUGAGGAAAGUGAAGUAUAGUACUACUUUUUUUGGUCAAAAAGCUAGUUCCUAUUGAGUACUGUUGAAUGCUUAGUUUCAGUGAAAAGACAUUGCUGCAUCAUUCUGUGGUUUGCCUCCAACUAUUGCAUCAAGUUCUUUCAAGAUUCUCUUCUUUCUGGUUUCUAUACAACUGUCUGCCAAGCAUAGGUCUAUAAAACAACUCAUUUCUUUUUGGGCAUGAUCUUUAAUGCAGAACACUGAUACCGAUAUAGGAGCAUCAUCUUUUGGAAGAACAACAAUUCGGUGAGUCCAUGAAGAGAAUAUGCUGCUGUAAGCAUUCUCGUCCUUUGAAUUAUCAGACUUCAACAAGAAAAUACGCUCUUUGAGCAUUCUCAUGCUCUGAAUUAUCAAAUUUGUUGCGUGAACCAAACCACAACGUUGUAAAAAAAAAAAAAAUUGCAGCAGGUGCAAGAGCUAAGAUAUUGCUAGUUUCUUGCAAAUCAUUGAUUUUGAGGCCCAAUUUUCCUUUUGCUUUGAAAUAGAUUUGAUUGAUAUAUAGCGGGAGGUGCUAUCAGUUGUUCGUGGCUACUCCCUUCCCUUCCAUUGUAUAUUAAAGAAGUCCGAGAGGUCCUAGAACUUAUUGUACCACGUUUAUUUCUGUGUUUGUAAAUAAAUGGCCAAGUGUCAAAAAAAUCUUUGAACUGUAAUUAAAAAUUUUAUUUAAAUA